Messenger RNA from Oncorhynchus tshawytscha (Chinook salmon), 9728 nucleotides. Its product is annotated as plexin-A1-like. Gene Ontology annotation, molecular function: protein binding; semaphorin receptor activity. The record is from RefSeq and is a predicted model, not a curated record. The transcript has 32 exons. Gene Ontology annotation, cellular component: semaphorin receptor complex. The coding region runs from base 359 to 6028 and encodes 1889 amino acids. NCBI's taxonomy places the organism in Eukaryota, Metazoa, Chordata, Actinopteri, Salmoniformes, Salmonidae. Gene Ontology annotation, biological process: semaphorin-plexin signaling pathway involved in axon guidance; regulation of GTPase activity; positive regulation of axonogenesis.
UAUUGCGAGCUCAGACCGCAUACCACUCCAUUCAUGCUGUGAGAAGCUCAAGACUCGGAACGCGGAGCUUUUGGGCGAGAAUCGUGACAGUCGUGGAAAUGCCUUCAAGUUUAAUAUUUUAACCAUGCUGAAGAAAACAAACCCCAAGAUCACAAUUAUUCGGCUGGCGGCCGAGGCUCUGGGGACGAUGUUAUAGACGACAGAGCAGAGACACGGAGCCCAGAGGACGCCAGGCCAGAGCUACACCACCAUCCCCUCCCUUCCUUCCUUCAGCCUGGUGUAGGACAGGCACAGCUUCAGUAGAGGAAGAAGAACACACACACACUCAGGAACCUCUCCUCACCUACCAGAGCCCAACAUGAUCUGCCACCCCACCCCAUCUCUGGGAGGCCCUCUCCUACCCUUCCUCCUCCUGUUGUCAGGGGUGUUAGCCACCAUUCCCAGCAACCUCAGGACAUUCUCCCCUCCAGAGGGGGGGCUCACACACCUGGUGGUCCACAACAAGACAGGUGAGGUGUAUCUGGGAGCCGUCAACUGGAUCUUCAAGCUGUCCAGCAACCUGACCAAGCUCCGCAACCACGUUACAGGCCCUGUGGUGGACAAUGAGAAGUGUUACCCCCCUCCGGGUGUCCAAUCCUGCCCUCAUGAACUGGCCCAGACCAGUAACGUCAACAAGCUGCUGCUGCUGGACUACGGUCAGAACCGCCUGAUCGCCUGUGGCAGCACCUCCCAAGGCAUCUGCCAGUUCCUUCGGUUGGACGACCUGUUCAAGUUGGGUGAGCCGCACCACCGUAAGGAGCACUACCUGUCCAGCGUGGCCGAGGCUGGCACCAUGUCUGGGGUGGUCAUCGGUGGAGACGCGGCCGGGGGCGGGGGAGGGGCCGGCAAGCUGUUUGUGGGCACGCCCAUCGACGGCAAGUCAGAGUACUUCCCCACGCUCUCCAGCCGCAAGCUGAUGGCCAACGAGGAGAAUGCCGACAUGUUCAGCUUCGUCUACCAGGACGAGUUUGUCUCCUCGCAGCUCAAGAUCCCCUCGGACACGCUCUCCAAGUUCCCCGCCUUCGACAUCUACUACAUCUACGGCUUUAGCAGCGAGCAGUUUGUCUACUAUCUGACCCUGCAGCUGGAUACCCAGCUCACCUCGCCCGACGCCAGCGGGGAGCAGUUCUUCACCUCUAAGAUCGUCCGUCUCUGCGUGGACGACCCCAAGUUCUACUCCUACGUGGAGUUCCCCAUCGGCUGCACCAAGGACGGGGUGGAGUAUCGUCUGGUGCAGGACGCCUACCUCAGCCGACCCGGGAGCAAGCUGGCGCGAUCGCUGGGCAUCUCAGAGCAGGACGAGGUGCUGUUCACGGUGUUCGCCCAGGGCCAGAAGAACCGGGCCAAGCCCCCCAAGGAGUCAGCCCUGUGCCUGUUCACGCUGCGCCGCAUCAAGGAGAAGAUCAAGGAGCGUAUCCAGUCCUGCUACAGGGGAGAGGGGAAACUGUCACUGCCCUGGCUGCUCAACAAGGAACUAGCCUGCAUCAACUCACCGCUUCAGAUAGAUGAUAACUUCUGUGGGCAGGACUUCAACCAGCCCCUGGGAGGAACCAGCACCAUCGAGGGUCUGCCUCUGUUCGUGGACAAGGACGAUGGCAUGACCUCGGUGGCGGCCUACGAAUACCACGGCCACACCGUGGCCUUUACCGGCACACGCAGCGGACGCAUUAAGAAGAUCCUGGUGAAUUCUAUCAACCAUCCUGCCAUGCUGUAUGAGAAUGGGGUGGUGAGCGAGGGGAGUCCCAUCCACAGAGAUCUGCUCUUCAGCCCAGACUACCAGCACAUCUAUGCCCUCACAGACAAACAGGUGAGCCGUGUUCCAGUGGAGAGCUGUGAGCAGUACUCCUCCUGCAGCGGCUGCCUGGGGUCAGGAGAUCCCCACUGUGGCUGGUGUGUCCUCCACAAUGUGUGCUCCAGGAAGGAUCGUUGUGAGAGGGCUGACGAGCCUCAGCGUUUUGCCUCCCGAGUGGAGCAGUGCGUCAAACUCAGUGUCCAGCCCGGAAACAUCUCUGUCACCAUGUCCAAAGUGCAGCUGGUGCUGCAGGCCCAGAAUGUGCCUAACCUUUCGGCAGGGGUCAACUGCUCCUUUGAGGACUACACUGAGACAGAGGGACGCAUCUUUGGGGGACGCAUCUACUGCCUGUCCCCUUCCACACGAGAGGUCGCCCCCAUCACACGCAACCAGGGGGACAAGCGUACUGUGAAGCUGUAUCUGAAGUCUAAGGAGACAGGGAAGAAGUUUGCCAGUGUGGACUUUGUCUUCUACAACUGCAGUGUGCACCAAUCGUGUCUGUCAUGUGUCAAUGGCUCGUUCCCCUGCCACUGGUGUAAAUACCGCCACAUGUGCACUCAGAACGCCAACGACUGUUCCUUCCAGGAGGGCCGGGUGAACAUGUCAGAGGAGUGUCCCCAGAUCCUGCCAUCCACCCAGAUCUACAUCCCCGUGGGGGUGAUGAAGCCCAUCACCCUGCUGGCUAAGAACCUGCCUCAGCCCCAGUCUGGACAGAGGAACUAUGAGUGUAUCUUCCAUAUCCAGGGAGCCACCUACAGCGUCACCGCCCUGCGCUUCAACAGCACCAGCAUCCAGUGUCAGAGGACCUCGUAUGACUAUGAGGGUAAUGACCUAAGUGACCUGCCUGUGGAUCUCUCAGUGGUGUGGAAUGAAAACCAAGUCAUCGACAACCCCUUCAACAUACAAGCCCACCUGUAUAAGUGCUAUGCGCUGAGAGACAGCUGUGGGAUGUGUCUGAAGGCUGACCCCAGGUUCGAGUGUGGCUGGUGUGUCCAGGAGAAGAAGUGUUCUCUGAGACAGGAGUGUGCCCCACUGGACAGCAACUGGAUGCACCCCACCGCUGGCAACAGCCGCUGUACACACCCCAAGAUCACUAAGCUGUUUCCGGAGACGGGGCCGAGACAGGGGGGCACUAGGCUGACCAUCACGGGGGAGAACCUGGGCCUACAGUUCAGGGACAUCCUGACAGGAGUGCGUCUGGGCAAGGUGCCCUGUAUCCCCAUUGAGGAGGAGUACAUAAGCGCUGAGAGAAUUGUGUGUUUGCUAAAUGAUGCCACGGGCUACCGGGUGCAGGAGGCCAACGUGGAGGUGUGUGUGAGGGACUGCCUGACGGACUACAGGGCCCUCUCACCCCGGGCAUUCACCUUUGUGACACCUUUCUUCACUCGAGUGCUGCCUGCUCAGGGUCCUCUCUCUGGGGGCACCAGGGUCACCAUUGAGGGCAACCACCUCAACGCCGGCAGCUCUGUGUUUGUCAACAUUGGACGCCACCCCUGCCACUUCAAAAAGAGGAAUGCCCGGGAGAUAGUAUGUGUGACCCCAGCGGGGCUGACCCCUGGCAGCACACCAGUCAUGGUGGACAUCGACUCUGCAGAGCUGAGGAACCCAGAGGUCAAAUAUAACUACACCGAUGACCCCACCGUCCUGAGGAUUGAACCCGACUGGAGCAUCGCUAGUGGUGGAACCCUGUUGACCGUCAGUGGAACUAACCUGGCCACCAUCAGAGAGCCUAAGAUCAGAGCCAAGUACGGCUCCGCCGAAUCCUUCCAUAACUGCACAGUGUUUAAUAACUCUGUGAUGGUGUGCCUGGCCCCGUCAGUAACCGACUCCGAGAGGGGAUUCUCAGACACGGGCAGUGGGCCGGAUGAGAUCGGCUUCUACAUGGACAACGUCCACGCUCUGGUGGUGGUCAACGAGACGUUCAGCUACUACCCUGACCCCGUGUUCGAACCCCUCAGCCCUACCGGGGUCCUGGAGCUCAAACCCACCUCCCCUCUCAUCCUCAAGGGUCGUAACCUAAUCCCUGCAGCGCCUGGUAACUCCAGGCUGAACUACACGGUGUUCAUCGGGGAGACCCCCUGUGUUCUGACCCUGUCUGAGACUCAGCUGCUGUGUGAAUGGCCCAACCUCACUGGACAGCACAAAGUCACAAUCCGGGUGGGUGGGUUCGAGUACUCCCCUGGUACUCUCCAGAUCUACUCAGACAGCCUGCUGACCCUGCCUGCCAUCAUCGGUAUCGGCGGAGGUGGUGGUCUGCUGCUAUUGGUCAUCAUCGCUGUGCUCAUCGCCUACAAGAGGAAGUCCCGUGAUGCUGACCGCACCCUGAAACGCCUGCAGCUGCAGAUGGACAACCUGGAGUCCAGAGUGGCCCUGGAGUGUAAAGAAGCCUUUGCAGAGCUGCAGACAGACAUCCACGAGCUGACCCAGGAGCUGGACGGAGCGGGCAUCCCCUUCCUGGACUACAGGACCUACGCCAUGCGGGUCCUGUUCCCCGGCAUCGAGGACCACCCCGUGCUCAAGGAGAUGGAGGUACGGGUCAAGGAGGUGCAGGCCAACCAGGAGAAGGCUUUGACCCUGUUUGGCCAGCUCCUCACCAAGAAGCACUUCCUGUUGACGUUCAUCCGCACCCUGGAGGCGCAGCGCUCCUUCUCCAUGCGUGACCGUGGCAACGUGGCGUCGCUCAUCAUGACAGCGCUGCAGGGGGAGAUGGAGUACGCCACAGGGGUUCUCAAACAGCUCCUAUCUGACCUCAUUGACAAGAACCUGGAGAGCAAGAACCACCCCAAGCUGCUGCUGCGCCGAACGGAGUCUGUUGCUGAGAAGAUGCUGACCAACUGGUUCACUUUUCUCUUGUACAAGUUCCUUAAGGAGUGUGCUGGGGAGCCUCUGUUCAUGCUGUACUGUGCUAUGAAGCAGCAGAUGGAGAAGGGGCCUAUAGACUCCAUCACAGGAGAGGCGCGCUACUCACUCAGUGAGGACAAGCUCAUCAGACAGCAGAUUGACUACAAGACCUUGACUCUCCACUGUAUGAACCCGGAGAACGAGAACGCCUCGGAGGUGACGGUGAAGGGGCUGAACUGUGACACCAUCACCCAGGUGAAGGAGAAGCUGCUGGAUGCAGUGUACAAGGGCAGCCCCUACUCCCAGAGACCCAAGGCUGGGGACAUGGACCUGGAGUGGCGUCAGGGCAGGAUGGCCAGAAUCAUCCUUCAGGAUGAGGAUGUCACCACCAAGAUCGAUAACGACUGGAAACGCCUCAACACACUGGCCCACUAUCAGGUGACGGACGGCUCAGUGAUCGCUCUGGUACCAAAGCAGAACUCAGCAUACAACAUAUCCAACUCUUCUACCUUCACCAAGUCUCUCAGCAGAUAUGAGAGCAUGUUGCGAACAGCCAGCAGUCCAGACAGUCUGCGCUCCCGCACUCCCAUGAUCACUCCUGACCUGGAGAGUGGUACCAAGCUGUGGCACCUGGUCAAGAACCACGACCACUCUGACCAGCGCGAGGGUGACCGCGGCAGCAAGAUGGUCUCUGAGAUCUAUCUGACCCGUCUGCUCGCCACCAAGGGUACGUUGCAGAAGUUUGUGGACGACCUGUUUGAGACCAUCUUCAGCACGGCCCACCGCGGUAGCGCCCUGCCUCUCGCCAUCAAGUACAUGUUUGACUUCCUGGACGAGCAGGCCGACAAACACUCCAUAUCAGACUCAGACGUACGGCACACCUGGAAGAGCAAUUGUCUUCCUCUGCGGUUCUGGGUGAACGUGAUCAAGAACCCUCAGUUUGUGUUUGACAUCCAUAAGAACAGCAUCACAGACGCCUGCCUGUCUGUGGUGGCCCAGACCUUCAUGGACUCCUGCUCCACGUCAGAACACAAGCUGGGCAAAGACUCGCCCUCCAACAAGCUGCUCUACGCCAAGGAUAUCCCCAACUACAAGAACUGGGUGGAGAGGUACUACUCCGACAUCUCCCGUAUGCCGGCCAUCAGUGACCAGGACAUGAGUGCCUACCUGGCUGAACAGUCCCGGCUGCACCUCAGCCAGUUCAACAGCAUGAGUGCCCUGCAUGAGAUCUACUCCUAUAUCGUCAAGUACAAAGAUGAGAUCCUGUCUGCGCUGCAGAAGGACGAACAGUCUCGUAGGCAAAGACUGCGCAGUAAGCUGGAGCAGGUCAUCGAUACCAUGGCCUUGGCCAGCUGAGGAACGGCCCGCCACUGAGGGUCGGAGAGGGUAGCAGCUAGGCCUUCUCUCACUGACCCCAGCUCCUAACCCCAACACAACGCGUAAGGACUGCAAGGACACAAGAAGUACACUGGAGACCCACCAGAGUUAGGCCUGGGCCCCGGCCCAUCCAAACAACCCCUCAUUUAUAAACACUAAACGUCCGUCUGUCGCCCCGAGAAAGUGUCUUAUCAUCGCGGUCUUCAUCACUGGUUUCAGUUUGUCUUCCAUGUUGAUUAUAUACCCACCUACAGGACAGGGACUGUGAAGCAGCUGGCUAAAGAAGCCAGGAGAUACAUAUAUAUAUAUAUAUAUAUAUAUAUAAGGGGAGCUAUGGAGAAAGGACUUCAUUUACAAAGGCCCCCCAUGGACGCUUCUGACGUGUCAGCAGUCUAUCAUCAGAGACUUCAUCAACGUUCAUGGACGUCAGUUUGAUUUUCAGAUCCAUUUUAUUUCUAUUUGGUUGAUUUAGUUGUUGGUCUUGUGUUUAACAACUGCCUACUCUCUCCGUUGGUGUGCCACUUGUGUUACUGCUGAAUUUGCACAAUUUACAAAAAAGCUACAUCAAAAGAAGAGGAUAUAAAUAUAGAUAUAUAGAUAUAUAAAUACAACUUCAUUUUUAAAGAAACACAUGAAAAUAGUCAAUUUCCAUUUUAAUGUACAAAAUACUUUGAAAGAAAAGGAUUUGAUAUUUCAAAGACUGAACUAUGAAACCUUGUCCUGUGCCAUGUUUGAUUUAAAUGUUGUUUAGUGAAAACUUUUUCUUUAGAUAAAAUGUGUUAUGAUUCUAAUGUUGUCAUGCCUAGUGACUGAAGGUGAGAGUAAAAUAAAAAAAUAAAAUAAAAAGUUAAAUGACAAAAAAAUUGUAGAAGCAAGUCAACAAAUCGUUAGGUCUUUGGGGCCUUUCCUGUCCUGGGAGAUCAUUUGUUUUAAUGGUACUGGAAAUUACUAUUUUAUUCCUGUAUUUAAUACAACCAGUGCUAUUGUGGCUUUUAGAAAAACCAAAGGCUUGUUUUUUUUUUUUUGUACAACUCAGAGAAAAACAGCCUCCUGUGUUAGCCGACAACCUCACAUUCACAGCACCUGAAUGAGCAGCCCUCUUGGUUGUAUCCACCACCUUGCUCGCCUCUGUGCACAGGCUCCGGACCACAGCAAAGUUACAUUACUUUUGUUCUGGGACCUCAAGCUUUUUUGGGAGGCAAGUAACAUGGCUUAAAGUACUGUGAUAUUAUGGACUCUGCUGUACCACAAAAGUCAGACUCCACAGAAGGAUUCAUUGGGCUUAGCGCCAUGUUAAAUGUAGCAAAGGUUUAAUUCACCCACUACCCUUUCAAAGCCUUCCUGAAGUUUUCCCACUGUCCCCUUCCCUCAGAUAGAUCACUGUUAGACUAUCCUACAGACUGUCAUGGCGGACACUGAGGUAGAGGUUUGCAGACGAAGAUGAGAGGAGUUUUUAGCUAAAGCUUUGAGUGAAGAGUAAUCCCUCCUGAUUUUUAGCCCGUGAGAGCAAGCAUUGUCACUCCAGUGAAUUCAACAGUUCUAUUUUAUUGCAAUUAAGAAGAUGGUUUAAUUGUUGUUUUUGGUGUGGUGAAAGUUGUAUGAGUUGUUUUCUUUGUACUCUGCAGAAACCAAACAUUGGUUGUGCAAGCAGAGUAGACUCUCCCAGGGUUUCCCUCAUGUUCUGUAACGGCAUCUGUGACGAUCGUCAUUCAAAAGAGAAAAGAGGACUUCUGAAGCACCAAGGAAGGUGAACAUUCAGAAUUCUCUUUUCUUCGUUUUUUAGUCUGCUGUGAAGAUAAGAAAACAGCGACAAAUAUUUUGAAAUGCAAACAUCUGUGAUGUGACAAGAUAAUGAAAUGUAGCUCAAUCUUUGUGUGUUUUCUAACUGCCAGGUGGCUUUCGUUUCCUCAGAAACCGGAUACCUUUGUGAAAUGUAUUGUCUCCCUUUAAUAUGUUGCAUCGAUUCCCCUUCGGUCAAUGUCCUCUGAGAGUAAAGGAGAUACGGAGGAAAAACAAACCAGAUAAAUGUUUGAGAAACCUCUGAAAUAUUUAGGUCAGUUCUCCGGUGAGAGCCGUGUGGAUCACACAGGCUAGAGUUGUGAUAUAUAACCUUGGGCCAUCUGUCCAUCCUACAUCAGGCUUCAACAAAGAUGGUGGGAUUUAAUGAAAAUGAAAAGCAUUUCCUCAGUUUAUUUAUUUAUAAUUGUUCAGUUUGAAAUGGGAGCAGGUCUCAACAACACAUUAUAUAUUUGUUUAGACAUUUCAGAAAAUAUAUGGAUAUUUUUUAUUCAUCUUAGUGUGCUGCAGGGCUCUUCCAUCCUUCUCUCUUGGUCAUUCUCCAAUAUCAACUCCCUCUAGUCUCUACUCUCCAUCUCAGUCCUGUCCUAGUGCUGGCAACUCAAUAAAGGUACUCCUAUACGGUACACCCCACCCUUCCACUAAUCUCUCCCUUCCCUCCCAACCGAACACAAAAGGCUGGACUGUAUGUAUGUAUUGUACUCUUUACUUGAUAUCUGAGAGCAGGGCGUAUGGAGUAGUUUAUGAAAUUCAACUUAAACAGGGUUAUCUGCUGGUUACUGGUUUUUCCCAUACCAAGAGAAGGCCUCUCUUAGUGCAGAUUCGGCAUUGACUUGACCACUUUUCUGUUCCUUCACCCUAUUUAUGAUGAUUUGUGAUGGUUCUGCUCCGUCACUGUUCUUCUGUUAAGCAUAUUUUAUUACCUGAUUGUGCACAUUUGUCUCCCUUAUUUGUUUAAUGGAUGGGGAAAUGUUUGUGUGUGCUGCCUCCCUCCCGCCACACAAGCUAGGCUUUGAUGACUGCGAUUGUAAAACAGCUGGUGGCGUUACAAAGUUUCCAGGAGGUUCUCUUGCUUUGAUGUCCUUUUGCUCCUCUGUUAUUUACGUGGAAGAUUUUUGGAUGAUGAUGAUGAUCAACAUCUUGGCGGGAUUAUGGAUUAAUGUGGUAAUCUGUAACGUUACUCUAUAGAGUAUCAAACAAGUUAUAUUGUAAGUACUGGGGCAGUUGGUCUCUCAUGUUAUGUUUUGUGUUGUUAUUUCAUUUUACUAUGCCACUUGUUGUGUAAAGAUGAAAAGAAAGGGACUUCUCUACAGAAGUCCUUUGAAGUAGUCUCUCCUUGUGUUUUGUUGUUGUGUCUGUCUGCCAUUGCGAGUUGGGUGGAAGACAGAAAGGAAAGCCAGAGGGAGCGAUCCAGAUGCUGUUUGAUGAACACAGAGCUUUCACUUUGCACAUAGUGCCUUGUCAGCUCCCCCUCCCCUUCCCACAACCCUGUAUGACCCCUCCAUUACCCACAAUCCACCACCUGACCAUGCCCACUCAUAACACUGUCACAGGUUUCCCCCUUUGCCACUGAACAACUUCUAUCCUUGUCCUCCUGAUUCCCUUGUUUGGUUUGUUUUUGCAUAUUGGAAAGCAGUUCCUUUUUUCAAAGUAAAGGAUGAAACAUAAAAAAUAUCUAGACACAGAUUUAAGAGGAAAUAGAACCUAAAGAGUUGUAAUACUUUCUGAAUUCUGAUACCUUUUUAAAGAGUUUCAGAUUUGAAGCAACUGUGACAGGUUGGCUGUUUCACGCUCGUGUAAAUAUUCUGCUCUUUCCUAUUUUGCAGAUUUAUUACUUGUAAAUAAACACGCAUAUAGGAGAGAUUAAACUUUUUUUGCAAAA